GCUUAGACUUUCCUUGAGCAGUGGACAACAGCAACAAGAGCAACAAGAGCAACAUGGGGAACUGGAUCAUCAACCAUGGACUCACUGCAUUCAUACUGAUUUUGUGGAUGGGCAUCAACAUCUUCCUCUUCGUUUGGUAUUACUUCGUGUAUGACUUGGGGGACGAUUACAUCUACACCAGACAUCUGUUAGGGUCCGCUUUGGCUUGGGCUCGAGCUCCUGCUGCUGUCCUCAACUUUAACUGCAUGCUCAUCCUGCUCCCUGUGUGUAGGAACCUCUUGUCUCUGCUCCGUGGCUCUUUUGUGUGUUGCGGAAGGUCAAUGCGACAACAGCUUGACAAGAAUUUAAGUUUCCAUAAGCUUGUGGCCUACAUGAUCGGGCUGAUGACAGCGGUUCAUAUAAUCGCCCAUUUACUGAACGUGGAGUGGCUGAACAACAGUAGACAAAACGUUUACGAUGACCUGAGCACGGUUCUGUCACAACUGGAAGACGCAGAGGAAACUACUUAUCUCAAUCCAAUUCGGGUGGUUGACCUUGAUCCACAACAGAUUCCAACCUACUUUGUGUUCACCUCCAUUGCCGGCCUCACUGGGGUCAUUAUCACUCUUUCCCUCAUCCUCAUCAUCACGUCGUCUAUGGAGGUCAUCCGGCGGAACUAUUUCGAAGUCUUCUGGUACACGCAUCACCUCUUCAUCAUCUUCUUCGCUGGGCUGGUUAUCCAUGGAGCUGGGCGUAUUGUGCGACACCAAGAGGAAACAGACCCGCCUCAUAAUUUCACAUACUGCAAAGAUCAUAUGUACAACUGGGGAGAAAUACCAGAGUGUCCUAUGCCUAAGUUCGAAGGAGGGUUUCCAAAGACUUGGAUGUGGGUUAUUGGGCCCAUGUUUUUGUAUCUUUGUGAACGAAUUCUACGUUUUAUUCGUUACACUCAGCCUGUCACAUAUAGAAAGAUUGUGAUGAGGCCAUCCAAAGUUCUGGAGCUUCAGCUGGUGAAAAAUGGGUUUAAAAUGGACGUGGGUCAAUACGUCUUCAUCAACUGCCCGUCCAUCUCGCAGCUCGAGUGGCAUCCUUUCACCAUGACCUCUGCCCCCGAGGAGGACUUCUUCAGUGUGCACAUCCGCUCGGCUGGAGACUGGACCAACAAACUCAUCGAAAUCAUGGAGCAGCUGCCAGAGGGAGCCCAGGGACCCAAGCUUGGUGUGGAUGGCCCCUUCGGAACAGCCAGUGAGGAUGUCUUUGACUAUGAGGUCGCCAUGCUGGUCGGUGCUGGUAUUGGAGUGACUCCAUUUGCCUCUAUACUCAAAUCGAUCUGGUACAAGUUCAAACAGUCAGACCCAAAGCUGCGAACCAGAAAGAUCUAUUUCUACUGGCUGUGUCGGGAAACCUACGCCUUUGAAUGGUUUGCCGAUCUCCUCCAGGUGCUAGAGACAGAAAUGGAGGAGAGAGGGAUGGGAGAUUUCCUCACGUACAAGCUUUACCUAACUGGGUGGGACCAAAACCUGGCUGACUUCUUCAGUGUCAACUUUGAUAAGGACACAGAUGCAGUGACUGGGCUGAAACAAAAAACAAACAUCGGCAGGCCCAUCUGGGACAAAGAGUUUGAACUAGUUCGCAAAGUGUAUCCCACGUCUGGGGUGGGAGUCUUCCUGUGUGGCCCAGAAGCCCUGGCCAAGGUUUUAGGGAAGAACUGCAUCAAACACUCUGAUGUAGAUCCUCGAAAGACAAAGUUUUAUUUCAACAAAGAAAACUUCUGAUACCAUCACUCUUUUACAAUGUACAUAGACAAUUGAUACCCAGUGAAAACAGCAGUUUUUUUCUUCCAUCUUGUGGUUUCAGCCACUGCAGCACUCCCCAUGUUAUGUGAAAUAUCAUUUUUUUGAACACAGUCAUUUGCCAGCCUACGUUUAGGAGGCUGGGUGUGGAGACGUAUUUAUAAUUGACACAUUAUGCAAGACAUGGGCGAUAUUGCUCUUAAUUAUUCAUUUGAUACGUUAAAUUUUACAUUGUAGUUAACUUUUAAAAAGUAGAAUUCCCAAGACCAGUCAGAAAGGUUUCUUGGUAUAGUUUUGCAGUUUGACAUUAUGUAAAUAUGAAUUUAUCUCAAGGCUUUGUGUGUUCUGUUAAUGCAACUGUAUGUAAGAUUUUAAUUUUAUAUUUCAUAAACAUGAAUCUGUGCCCUACAAUUAAAUGUAACUUUUUCUGAUUUAUUCUUAAUUACAAAAACAUGUCAUAAUGUCCCUUUUAUUUCUGAUACAGCAUACUUUUGUUCUUACAAUUAUCCAAUCAGAAAGCAGAAUGAGUAAGUCCCUCAUUUGGGUUGCCAGUUUCAAUGCUGAAAUCCGUCCAGUUGGUUUAACUUUGAUCUGAAGCCACUACCUAAACCCCAGCACCAGCAGCCAAUCAGGCCAUCCUGAGAAUUUGGAGGUUCUGAGUUUUCAAGAGUCAUGGUCUAUGUGCUGAGAAUGAGACACUUGAAUGUGUCCUCUAUACACAGGCUAAAUAAGAUUAUCUACAAUUUUAAACUAACACUUUAGAAAACAAUUACAACAUAUACAUGUUUUUUUUUCCUACUAAAUAAAUGCAAAAUCA
Periophthalmus magnuspinnatus is the source of this 2589-nucleotide messenger RNA. It is a transcript of the gene nox1, whose product is annotated as NADPH oxidase 1. Lineage: Eukaryota; Metazoa; Chordata; Actinopteri; Gobiiformes; Gobiidae. The coding region runs from base 54 to 1754 and encodes 566 amino acids. The record is from RefSeq and is a predicted model, not a curated record. Gene Ontology annotation, cellular component: NADPH oxidase complex; plasma membrane. Gene Ontology annotation, molecular function: superoxide-generating NAD(P)H oxidase activity. The transcript is spliced from 13 exons. Gene Ontology annotation, biological process: superoxide anion generation; defense response.